UCCACCAAUCAGAGCAAAGUUCCCGCGAAAAUAGCGCAUUUUGUGUAGUUUCACUGGAGGGAAGCGGUUUAACAAACACACGCAAUGGACGGCGAGUUAUUUCGUAAACUUGCCUCUAAACUGGGAAUAACAAAUCCUAGAGUGCUGAGCCAGGCAGAAGAGUAUAUGCGGUUGUCUCAGGUAAAGUGUACGGGUCUCGGAGGUUCUACAGCAAGCAGUAAGGCUGUAAUCUGCCUCGACCUGGCAACCACGGCCAUGAAGUUUCCAAUAGACAAGGAGUUUGUGGUCAAGCUGUCGGGACUGAAUAAGAAAGCAUAUCAGAGCACUUUAAAGGCCAUGGAGUGUAUGCUGGACCUGCAGAGCAGUCUGGGGCUCAGGGACCUGGCGGUGCAGUAUGGGUGCAUGGAGGCAGUAAAGGUGGCGUCUCAGAUCCUUCAGCGGUAUCAGGCCAGUUUACCUGCCGCUCAGCAGCAAGAUCUUGAUCUGUCCAAAGCCCUGUUCACUACAGCUGCUCUCUUCACUGCCUGCAAGUGCCUGAAAAUCAGAGUUGAUAAGAAGCUGGCAUCUUCCUCUGGAACGAAGAAGGCCGUGUUUGACAGGCUGUGUGCGCAGCUUCUGAAGCUUGGCCAAGAAAUUUGCAUAAAGGAACAGAUCAAACCAACACAGAAGAGACAGAAGACUUUGACGGAGACACUGCAGGAAGCAGAGGAGGAUGAUGGCUUGCCAACAUCUCCUAAGCAACAGCGAGAACCGGCACUAAGGGAAGAUGAGUGUGAGGAAGAGACGAAACAAAAUUAUGAGGAAUGGAAGAAAAAAAUUUUGGAAAACGCUCUGAAAGCCAAAAGUAGUGCAUAGUGAUUUCUAUACCUGUUAGACUUUUUUUAUUUUUAGUUAUUAUUUAUGUCCUGUUUUCAUUUUUAAAAUGUUCUUGUAUUUUGAAUUUAGUUUUCCCUAAGUAUCCUUUUAGUGUGUGUGUGUGUGUGUGUGUGUGUGUGUGUGUGUGUGUGUGUGUGUGUGUGUGUGUGUGUGUGUGUGUGUGUGUGUGUGUGUGUGUGUGUGUGAGGGAGAGACAAACCUGACCUGUGUACAGAUAUUCUCUCAAUUGCAUUGACUGGGAAGAUUUUUUUAGACAUGUCUUUAUGAAUGAGCCAUUUAGUUGUCUGAAUGGUUUGAUGAUGAUGAUGAUGAUUAUGAUAUUCAUUGUUCAUGUGUAGACUGGUGCUUUUUAAUCAACUCCCUCAUUACUUGAGACUCAUUCACAUCAAGUGUCUUGUGUGGCAGUGCGAAGAGGUUGAUGUGAGCAUUUGUAAUCAGUCACACAAUUUUGUGUGCGCUCAUCUUUAAAGUACAUUCUGCUGCAUGAUGUUCAACACAUUCUGUACUGCUAUUUUAAUUAAACUAAAUGAACAAGU
This is a messenger RNA of Silurus meridionalis, 1412 nucleotides long. It is a transcript of the gene orc6, whose product is annotated as origin recognition complex, subunit 6. The transcript is spliced from 7 exons. Lineage: Eukaryota; Metazoa; Chordata; Actinopteri; Siluriformes; Siluridae. The record is from RefSeq and is a predicted model, not a curated record. Gene Ontology annotation, molecular function: DNA binding. Gene Ontology annotation, cellular component: nuclear origin of replication recognition complex. The coding region runs from base 85 to 855 and encodes 256 amino acids. Gene Ontology annotation, biological process: DNA replication; DNA replication initiation.